AUGACCGUCUCCCCACCGCAUCAACAGCAGCAACACCCUUCAUCCUCAGCAGCCGCUCAAGAUGCCUCGCGACAGCAGCCCGCCGCCGCCGCCUCCACCGCCGCCCAACUCGCCAGUGCAAAGAUGACGCUGCGCAACACGCUGCGCAACUUCCCCGACUUCCCCAUUCCCGGCAUCGAUUUUGUCGACAUCAUGCCCCUCUUCGCCAACCCUCAUGCCCACUCUACCCUCGUCUCGGCCCUCGAGUGGCAGAUUGACCGGUCCUACGCCCACGCAAAGCCAGACGUCAUUGUCGGCCUCGACGCCCGCGGCUUUCUCUUCGGGCCCGGCCUCGCCUUGCGCCUCGGUGUUGGCUUCGCCACGGUCCGCAAGAAGGGCAAGCUUCCCGGCCCCUGUGUCACGGCCGAGUACGUCAAGGAGUACGGCAGCGACCACUUCCAGAUGCAGCAAGACGCCGUCCGCGAGGGCCAAAAGGUGCUCAUUGUCGACGACAUCAUUGCCACAGGUGGCUCGGCAAAGGCUGCGGCCGAUCUCGUCUCCCAGCUCAAGGGCCAGGUCAUUGGCUACCUCUUCCUCCUCGAGGUCCCCGGUCUCAACGGCCGCCGGCAGCUGGACGGAGCUCCCGCCACCAUCCUCCUUGACGACGACUGA
Molecule: messenger RNA, 651 nt
Organism: Hirsutella rhossiliensis
Lineage: Eukaryota; Fungi; Ascomycota; Sordariomycetes; Hypocreales; Ophiocordycipitaceae
Product: phosphoribosyl transferase domain-containing protein
Exons: 2
Coding region: 1-651 (216 amino acids)
Biological process (GO): AMP salvage; adenine salvage
Cellular component (GO): cytoplasm
Molecular function (GO): adenine binding; adenine phosphoribosyltransferase activity; AMP binding
Source: RefSeq, a predicted model, not a curated record